Sardina pilchardus (European sardine) is the source of this 2699-nucleotide messenger RNA. RefSeq names its product myeloperoxidase-like. Lineage: Eukaryota; Metazoa; Chordata; Actinopteri; Clupeiformes; Clupeidae. Gene Ontology annotation, molecular function: heme binding; peroxidase activity. The transcript has 15 exons. The coding region runs from base 1 to 2292 and encodes 763 amino acids. Gene Ontology annotation, biological process: response to oxidative stress. The record is from RefSeq and is a predicted model, not a curated record.
AUGAAUCUGUCUACGUUCCUGUCAGUGACUGGGCUUUGCCUGUUGCUCAGCUGGUGUGAUGGCUCAGAAAGCCCUGGUCGACCUUUCAUCCUAGAAGCUGUUGAGGAGGCAAAAAAGGUUGUGAAUGAGGCCUACAAGUAUUCACGUGAAGAGAGUCUGAGCAGAGUGCGCAGAGAGGAAGUCAGCACCUCGGAUAUUUUGCGACUGAUGAAGCAGCCAGCACGGGAUACCCGCAACGCAGUGCGGGCCGCCGACACCAUGGACAUCGCCCUCGAGCUCAUCCACCAGAAGGCCCGUCACAUCCACAAGAGAUCGAUCAAUGACACAGACCUGAUCACAGCGGACGAACGGCAGCUCAUUGAGCGUCUCACAGGCUGUGCUAGCCGUGUCCUACCCCCAUCCUGCAGAACAACACCGUUAAUCAACAAGUACCGCACCGCCACCAAUGUCUGCAACAACAAGAAAAACCCAAGACUUGGAGCUUCAAACACACCUUUUGCCAGAUGGCUGCCGGCCGAGUAUGAAGAUGGCAUUUCUCAACCAAAAGGCUGGGGCCGGAAUAGGAAGUACAACAAUUUCCUGCUCCCUCUGGUGAGAGAGGUGUCCAACCGUAUUUUUAGCACCACUGACAAUAGUGUUGUGAGUGACCUGGAGUUAUCCUACCUGGUGAUGGUCUUCGGUCAGGGUAUCGACCACGACCUGACAUUCACGCCGACCUCCCCCAGCAUACGCUCCUUCAGCAGUGGCCUGAACUGUGCCGCCAGCUGCGAGCAGUCCAAUCCCUGUUUCCCCAUACCGGCCCCUAAAGGAGAUUCCCGGCUGCCCCAAGACGCCUGCAUCCCAGUGUUCCGCUCAGCUCCAGCAUGCGGCUCCGGGAACAGCGCCUUCAUGUUUGGUGGGAAGGCCGACGUACGUGAACAGAUCAACUCCAUAACAGCCUUCAUAGACAUGGGCCACGUGUACGGCUCGGAGGACAGUCAGGCACGUGACCUGCGCGACCUCACCAACGACGGAGGCCUACUGCGCGUCAACCAGAGGUUCCGUGACCCCUCGGGCAACCGGGAGCUGCUGCCAUUCUCGAGUGCGGCAAACAGUUGUGCCACGCGCCGGACUAUCACCAAUGACACCACUGCAGAGGAAGUGCCUUGUUUUGUGGCAGGUGAUGUUCGUGUCAAUGAGAACAUUGGCCUGACGUCUCUCCAAACUCUGUUCUUGCGGGAGCACAACCGGCUGGCUCGGGCCCUGCGGCAGCUCAACCCCCACUGGAGCAGCGAGACCCUCUACCAGGAGGCCCGCAAGAUCCUGGGUGGUUACUAUCAGGUCAUUGUGUACCGUGACUACCUGUUGCGCAUCAUUGGCCCAGAGGUGCACAAAAAAUACCUGGGCACUUACUCGGGCUACAACGACAGUGUGGACCCCAGUAUCUCCAACGUGUUUGCCACUGCUGCCUACCGCUUUGCCCACAACACCGUCCAGCCGCUGAUGUUUCGUCUGGAUGAGAACUACAAUGAUCACCCCCAGUUUCCCAGCGUACCCCUCGCCAAAGCUUUCUCUACCCCAUGGAGGCUGGUCUUUGAAGGUGGCAUUGACCCUCUGAUCCGGGGCCUGGUGGGGCGACCGUCUAAGCUGAACGCCCAGGACCACAUGAUGGUGGACGCCCUUCGGGAGAAGCUCUUCAAGUUUACAAAUCGCCUGGCGUUGGACCUUGCUGCCAUUAACCUCCAGCGAGGCAGAGAUCAUGCUUUACCUGGGUAUAACGCAUGGCGCCGGUUCUGUGGUCUCUCUAUGCCCAAGACACUGCCACAACUGGCUCAGGUCUUAGGGAACGAGAUCCUGGCCCGUGAGCUCCUGAAGCUGUACGGAUCCCCUGACAACAUUGACGUUUGGCUUGGCGGUGUGGCGGAGCCUUUUGUCCCUGGUGGUCGCGUGGGACCCCUUUUUGCCUGUCUCAUCGCCACCCAGUUCCAGAAGAUCCGUGAUGGGGACAGGCUGUGGUGGGAGAAUCAUGGGGUGUUCACAAGGGCACAGAAGACGUCGUUGGCCUCGGUCUCUAUGGCCCGCAUCAUCUGUGACAACACUGGCAUCAGAGACGUUCCCUUCAAUCCCUUCCUCUUCACAGCCCGCGGCUCUGGUUACAAUAGAUGUGAUGACCUCCCUCCAUUCGAUCUCCGUCCAUGGCUAGAGAAAGGCAAUGUUCAGAAUCAAAUUGUCAACGAUGGAAAUGAGAUCCGGACACCAAGCCUAUCCCAGGACCUGCUGAGAAACGAGGUCCCGCUGGGCCCCAGGGACUAAGGGGUCCCCCCCGGAGACCCCCGGAGACCCCCUGGUCCCCCCACACCCCCUAGCGGCAGCAGCCAACAACCUCGCUCAGUUUUCUCCGUCAGCCUUGGGAGACCUAUCCCCUUCACCAGCAGAGUCCUCCGCUUAAAGCCUACCUUACACUGACAAGCCAGCCGAGGGGGGUCUGGACUUAACCCCGAGAGUUUCUUUACUGGACACAUCCUCUUCACAGUCUAAGGGCAAGAGAGGACAGCACUUACUUUCACUGUUAUAUUCUGCAUAGGCACGUAAAUACAGAAACAUCUCUGGCGCAUUCCAUAAAACUGUAUCAAACAAUCUUAUUACAGUUUUUCAAACUUGAUAUUCUGAGAUGGCACUGAUCUUGCAUUCACACUUUAUAUACUGCAGCAAACAUGGCU